This is a messenger RNA of Racocetra persica, 279 nucleotides long. Lineage: Eukaryota; Fungi; Glomeromycota; Glomeromycetes; Diversisporales; Gigasporaceae. The record is from the annotation of a GenBank genome assembly.
AAAACAUACCUCAAAAUUUCAAACUUGCUUUCCAAUACCUCAAACAAGUUGCAGAUCAGUAUUGGCCCACUGAUACUUCUGUGACUGAUCCUUUGUCACCGAAUCAAAAACUUGCUAAUUUUGCGGGACAAGCCGCAGGGAUUUUAGGGCAAAUGUAUUGGCGUGGAGAGGGAGACAAUGCUGCAUCUUAUAAUGGUCUUGGCUUGAUGCACUUGGAAGGUUUGAAACACAAUGACAAAGAUAUAGUUCCGGAGGUAAUUGAUCCUACACUUUCCGGUC